AAAUCCUCAAACUGCUUAUAGAUACUUCUUUUUUCACAGAUGUUUGAAAUGGGACAUCAGUAAUUUAGCGCUAGUUUCAAUCUGAGACCUUGGUCAUCUGGAAUUUUCGUACGAUAGCUUAGGAUCGAAAAUUCUGCGAUGGAGCAAACCUGUUAUUAUAAAAUUUUAGGUAUUGAAAAGACUGCUUCAGGUGAUGAGAUAAAGAAGGCGUACCGCCGACUGGCACUUAAGUGGCAUCCAGACAAGAACCCAGACAAAAAGGAAGAAGCAGAAAAAUGCUUUAAACUCAUAAGUGAGGCAUAUGAAGUACUGUCGGAUCCCAAGAAGCGUGACAUAUAUGACAGACGCGGCAGGGGUCCUCAUGCUGGCGAGGCAUUCGUAUUUGAGGAUUCUGAUCCUUUCGCAAUGUUUACGCGGUUCCACUUCCGAGAUCCCAUGGAUAUAUUCAGAGAAGUUUUUGCUGGCUCUGGGCUCGAUUCUUUCUUUGGCCCCAGUAUUCAUGACUUCCAAUACGGUCCUCAGUUGGGUCGAACUCACAGGUCCAACUCUCAUCGCAACGCUGGGCGACAAUCUGGAUCUCCUUAUCAUCAUGCCGGACGUUCUAGUCAAGUGCAGAGCUAUGAUCCCAUGCUCGCAAACCCUUUCAUGGGUGGACUCUUUGACUCUCCGUUUGGUGGGUCACUGUUUAGUCCUUUGAUGGCUUUUACCGAUUCUGGGUUCGGAAAUCCCCAGGGUUCUUCAUCAACCUCCAUCUUCAGUAGCUUUGGUGGGUCUUCAUGUGCGGGUGGUUUCAGGUCAGUUUCAACAUCGUCCAAGUACGUAAAUGGGAAAAUGGUUCGUGUGACAAAAGUGGUGGAGAAUGGUACUGAGACCAUUACGGAAGAAGUAGAUGGUCAAGUAACUAACCGAACUGUCCGUCAAUGUGGAAAUGGAGCCCUGCAAGCAAUGUGAUUUAUCUUCACACGAAAUAUACUUUGUUCGCAUAGUAAAACUACAUUAAUUUUGUAUAAUCAGUUUCACAGUUAUUUGUUGAGGUUGAUAAAGUAAUAUUUAUGUUGUCUAAAUGACUGUCUUAAUGCGUCCAAUUUACUGUUACGUCUAUUGGAUACUUUGUUCUUCAACUGCACUUAAGACAUACCACAUUCGAAUCCUCUUAUAAUACUUAUAUAAAAUAAAUAUAUCCCACUGAUUUUGUUGUUUAUUUUCACUUUUCAUUUCAAGGUAUGAUAUUCGUGUGGAAUCGCUUAGGUGUGUCGUCAAGUCUCGGUUAGCUAAAAUCAUUUGUCGUCGGAGCAUUUCUCAAGUAUAGUGGAACCUUCAAGUUAGUGAUGGAAGUUUCUGGCUCGAAAAAUUAAAUAAACUUAAAUCAGCUGCAGCGACUGACGUGUAUUACAAAUUCGUAGUGAUUUGUGGGCGACAAUGAUAGUGAUUGGUUGUCUGCUUAGUCAAACUUAUAGAUAGUCUGACAGGCAUUAGGUGUCAGCUUUCAAUAGCAUUUUGGAGGUGCAGUCAGCUGUUCAAUUGGAUUGACAUUCGACAUGGUUAUCAAACUAGACAUUCUGGUGUUCAUACGUUUACUAAGUACCACAUAUUUUGGAAUACUGUGAUCAAAGUGAGCUGUUUACAUUUGUACGAUUACAAUUUUUCAUAUGUUGAACAAAACACAAGUGAUAUCAGUAUAAUGCAUGUCUUUUUUUACAAUUCUGUAGAAUAAACUGGCUACAAUUUCACUAGUAUUUUUACGAUAAAAUUUAAACACUAAGUAAAAACUCGGAAGCCAUUUCUUAAAAGAUAAGAAAUCUGACUACCAACUCUAUAAAAGUGCAAAUUCAUUGCAUUAAAAUUUGAACGAUAUGAAAAUAGAUCAAUAUCCU
Messenger RNA from Schistosoma intercalatum, 1874 nucleotides. The record is from the annotation of a GenBank genome assembly. Lineage: Eukaryota; Metazoa; Platyhelminthes; Trematoda; Strigeidida; Schistosomatidae.